Molecule: messenger RNA, 2939 nt
Organism: Helianthus annuus (common sunflower)
Lineage: Eukaryota; Viridiplantae; Streptophyta; Magnoliopsida; Asterales; Asteraceae
Product: protein ACTIVITY OF BC1 COMPLEX KINASE 8, chloroplastic
Exons: 21
Coding region: 218-2524 (768 amino acids)
Biological process (GO): regulation of response to reactive oxygen species
Source: RefSeq, a predicted model, not a curated record
CACAACUACAAAAUCCUCAAAUCCCCUCAACCAAUCACAACCUCCACUGCACUCAUCUUCCCCUUGCUUACGUGUCACCUGCUUCACCACUCCCUCCAUUAAUGUCUUCCACACCUUCACUCUGAUCUAAUGAUCUCAACUCUGCACACUUACCCUUCAUUCCUUGAACCCAACAAACCCCAAACCCCAAAACAUAAUCCACCAUAAACAAUUAAACAUGGCAGCAUGUUGUUGUUCUGCAUCAGCUGCACUUGAUCUCACCUUGUUUCGUCCAGAUACUGCAUCAAACAAGCUCCGUUUCCCAGUUUCUAGACUUAGUUCUGUCCGUAAACCGAAUCGGUUAAUUCGGUUAAGUCGGUUGAGUCGCUUGAAUGUGGGGACAGUUGGUGGUAGGGGUAGGAUUAUGGCGGGAAGGAGUGAGGAAGUGAUUCUGGUUGAGAAGGAGGAUGGGGAGGUUGAUUUGGGGGGUAAUGGGAGUUAUACUACUUAUGUUAAUGGUGUGGAGAAUGGGAAUGGGAAUGGGAGUGUUGUUGUUGGUGAGGAUGAGAGUUUGGCCAAGUAUGUUAAUGGGAAUGGGAAUGGGAAUGGGAGGAUUGGGAGGGAGAUUGGGGAAGUUGAUGUGGAGAAGAAGGAUGAGACGACGGCAAAGAAGAAGACGGUUGAGGAUAUCGGUCAAGAAGAGGCGUGGUUUAAGCGGAGCGGAAAGGGCAAGGUCGAGGUAUCGGUUGCUCCUGGUGGGCGGUGGAAUAGGUUCAAAACAUACUCAACCAUUCAAAGGACUUGUGAAAUAUGGGGUUUUGUUCUAUCAUUUCUUUUUAAAGCCUGGUUCAACAAUCAGAAAUUUGCAUAUCGCGGGGGGAUGACAGAGCAGAAGAAGGUUCAAAGACGGAAAAAUCUAGCCAAGUGGUUGAAGGAGAGCAUUUUAAGACUAGGGCCCACAUUCAUCAAAAUCGGGCAGCAGUUCUCAACUAGAGUAGACAUUCUUGCACAAGAAUAUGUUGAUCAAUUAUCAGAACUACAGGAUCAAGUUCCUCCAUUUCCAUCGGAGACUGCUGUUUCCAUUAUCGAAGAAGAGCUUGGAGCGCCUGUUAACGAAAUAUUUGAUUACUUCGAUUUUGAGCCUAUAGCUGCAGCCAGUCUUGGCCAAGUACAUCGAGCAAAAUUAAAGGGUCAAGAACUGGUUAUUAAAGUACAAAGACCGGGUCUUAAAGAUCUUUUCGAUAUCGAUCUUAAAAAUCUAAGGGUAAUAGCGGAAAAUCUUCAAAAACUUGAUCCCAAAUCUGACGGUGCGAAACGGGAUUGGGUUGCUAUUUAUGACGAGUGUGCUAAUGUCUUGUACCAGGAGAUUGAUUAUACAAAAGAAGCAGAAAAUGCAGAGUUGUUUGCAAGUAACUUUAAGGAUCUUGAUUAUGUAAAAGUCCCGAAUAUAUACUGGAAAUACACCACCCCGCAGGUUCUUACAAUGGAGUAUGUCCCGGGAAUCAAGAUCAAUAGGAUACAAGCAUUAGAUCAAUUAGGUGUUGAUCGUAAAAGGCUUGGCAGGUACGCUGUCGAAUCGUAUUUGGAACAGAUACUGUCUCAUGGUUUCUUCCAUGCUGACCCUCAUCCUGGUAAUAUAGCGGUUGAUGAUGUGAACGGUGGACGGCUGAUAUUUUAUGAUUUUGGAAUGAUGGGGAGCAUAAGCCCGAACAUCAGAGAAGGUUUGUUGGAAGUUUUCUAUGGAGUUUAUGAGAAAGAUCCAAAUAAGGUUCUUCAAGCAAUGGUUCAAAUGGGUGUUCUUGUGCCUACUGGCGACAUGACAGCUGUCAGAAGAACGGCACAAUUCUUUCUUAACAGCUUUGAAGAACGUCUUGUCGCACAAAGAAAAGAAAGAGAGAUGGCAACUGCAGAACUUGGAUUUAAGAAACAAUUGACCAAAGAGGAAAAAAUAGAGAAGAAAAAGCAGCGUUUAGCUGCAAUUGGGGAGGACUUAUUGGCUAUUGCAGCAGAUCAACCGUUCCGGUUUCCUGCCACUUUCACCUUUGUUGUUAGAGCGUUUUCAGUGUUAGAUGGCAUUGGGAAGGGUCUCGAUCCCCGUUUCGAUAUUACUGAAAUCGCUAAACCCUAUGCCUUGGAACUGCUAAGGUUUCGUGAAGCUGGCGCUGAAGUGGUCGUUAAGGACUUCAGAAAGAGACUGGAUAGACAAUCACAAGCAUUUUAUAACUUAUUUAGACAAGCUGACAGGGUUGAGAAACUCGUUGGAAUUAUCGAGCGAUUGGAACAAGGUGAUUUGAAGUUACGAGUUCGCGCAUUGGAGUCUGAGAGGUCUUUUCAACGCGUUGCUGCUGUUCAGAAAACAAUUGGAAGUGCUGUAGCUGCUGGAAGCCUAGUCAACCUGGCAACAAUAUUAUAUAUCAAUUCAAUCAGAGGUCCAGCUAUGAUAUCAUAUUUAUUUUGUGCAUUUUUUGGCUUCCAAGUUCUCUUUGGCCUGCUCAAGGUUAAAAAACUCGAUCAACGGGAGAAAUUGAUUACUGGAACAGCAUAAAAAAAUCAUUAAAGAGUACAUACGCGCGUGUUCUUGAACGAUACAAGAUCACAACCUAACCUCCAAAAUGAAGCUGCAUGCAGAGUUUUGUAGACAUACAAUCCUUCCGAAAAGCAUUCAUACUCCAGUUUAUAGUUUUAUGGUGAAAGAUUGUAGGAUGGUUAAUAUUUGCAGAUAAAAUAUAUAAUUUUUUGUUAUUAUUGUAGACUAGUUUUUGUGGGCCUUGAAGCUCCCUAAGCCCAACUGAUUAAACUGGGCCGAGUCCAUAUGUGGCUUCUCAUAUUUGACUGUCACAAACUUUAGUGUAGAUAUGUAUCUCUGUAAGAAAAGUCAUGGUUUGACCAUGGUCAAUUUUCUAUGAUCGGGUUGGUGUAAAAGUAUUUAACAUACAUAUACAAGAUUUUAUAUUUAGUUA